AUGCCUUCACAGACACAGAGACACCUUAGUGCUGAGGAGUUGGAGAAUCCUCUCCUUUUCAGCGUCAAUGAUAACCCCUGUGCAGUGUUGGUCAGUCCACCAUUGGCAGGGAGCACAAACUAUAGAACCUGGAGCAUAUUUAUGCGAAUAGCUCUCGAAGUGAAGAACAAAUGGAGCCUCAAUGGGAGCAUCACGCCGCUGAGCAGAGAUCAAUUUCAAUAUGCGGCCUGGAGACGUUGUAAUUUGGUGAUAUGUUCCUGGCUGUUCGAAUCUGUUCAUCACUCCUUAGCACAUAGUGUUAUGCACUUUGACAAGGCUAAAGACGGAACGAUGAGCAUGAAUGACUACUACACCAAAUGCAGGACACUCUGGGAGGAAAUGAACACCUUGAGACCAAUUCCUCUCUGCAAAUGUGAUCCAAGAUGCUCAUGCGAUUUUGUCGAUCAAAUCCGAACAGAACGAGACAUUGAUAAGGUGAUUAGGUUCUUACAAGGUCUCAAUGAUGAUUACAAUGGUUUGAAGUCCAUUGUGCUUGUCUUAAAUCCAUUGCCUGAGCUCUACAAAGUAUUCGUUAUGGAUGAAAAAUUGGAAAGACAAAUUACUUUGAACAAUCUGAAUCUAGACAUUCUAGAUGUUAGCAAUGCUAAUGCUAUACAAGUUGAGCAAGGUCAUGCAUCUGAUGAGCUAGUUGCUGCUUCUUUAAACUCUAACAAUGGUAGACGAAGUGGUAAUACGAAAGCUAAAUGCACAUUUUGUGGAAUGACGGGGCAUACUGUAGACAAAUGCUACAUGAAACACGGUUAUCCCCGGGAUGGGUUACCGGGGUACAAGUCAAAAGGCGAGCAACAACAAACCACUGUAGCAGUGAUGAACAUGGGGGAUCAGAGAAUAACUUCAGAACAAUUGCAGAAGAUCAUCUCCAUUCUGCAACCCCAGGCCAGCCAAACUUCGGGCCAAGCACCAGUGUUGUAG
Molecule: messenger RNA, 972 nt
Organism: Ipomoea nil (Japanese morning glory)
Lineage: Eukaryota; Viridiplantae; Streptophyta; Magnoliopsida; Solanales; Convolvulaceae
Exons: 2
Coding region: 1-972 (323 amino acids)
Source: RefSeq, a predicted model, not a curated record